AAUCUCAGGACUUGGAACUAUAGUUUCUAUCUGUUCUUAUAAAUUCUGGUCAAAUCUGUCUCCAAACCUCAAAAUAAGUAUAUAAGGAGACCAUCCUCUGUUUGAGGUAGCUUGUAGAGGGGAAAGUUGGUCAUAUAGUUUCAAGCCAAACAAAGAGGUGUGCUUUGUUUACAUGGUUCUGUCCUACUGUUUAAGUCAGACCUUUGGACCACAUUGUAAUCCCAGGAAGAGGCAAACAAGCCUGUAGGAAAACAGCUUCUGAACAUCUUGUUCUCUAACCUAGCCCUAGAUGUCUUCUUCCAAGAAGUGUGACUGGUUGUGACAUCUUCCAGUGGACCCUACCCUGGGGUGAGGGGCUCUGAUAAUGCUGCAUCUUCUGUUCGUUUUCAAAGAUUUGUCACCAUUUGCAAACAGGCAGGUUCCUUUCCCUUCAUGCUGUCCUGUUAGAAUAUGGGUGAAGGAAAGGUGGUUCUAAAUAUCCACAACUUAAGUGUAUUAGGACCACCACCAAAAAGGGGCAGGAGCCUGGGAUUCAAGACCUAAUUUGGAAAACAAGAUAAACAAUCUAAUGACCAGAUUGCAAACCUAUAUUGUGAUUACUUUUCAACUCCUGUUUUAUCUUGAUGGUAUUGGUGUGAGUCCAAAGUACAGUUGUUCCUUGGUGUAUGAACAGGAGAUUGAUUCCAGGACUCCCUUCAGAUACCUAAAUUUGAGAUGCUCAAGUCCCUUAUCUAAAAUGGCAUAGAAUAAUGCAUACAGUCAGCCCUGUGGAUUCAAAAACCUGGGGAUAUGGAAGGCUGACUGUAUAUUGAAAAAGUCUGCAUAUAAUUGGACCUACACAAUUCAAACCUGUGUUGUUCAAGGGUCAACUGUAAUUUGCCUGGUGGCAGAGACCUGGUAUUUCCUUUUAGGCUUAGGCAGAUCUCUGGGGCUGGGACAUGGGCGUAGAUUUUUUGUGGGGUUUAAAGCUCCCAUACUCUAAUGCUGAUCCUCUGAUUCAAACUCUUGGUCCUUCGUUCAAAUUAAAUGGAUGAUGAUCUGGCUUUCUCUCUCAAACCAUUCUCUAGUUCCCUAGCCCUUAUAGCACACAGCAUCUCAAGAAAAGUAAGCUUCUACCGGCAGUCUUAUAUCCGUAAUACCUACUGCUGUUGUUUUGUAGUAGGGAUUAACAGAAGGGAGACCUCAUUUCCACACUGAUCCUUUUUGGAAGCCUUUGACACUCCUCUGCUAGUGCUUCUGUGGCUGAUCUUUCUCAGCCCUGUUUUGGUGAAUCCUUCCAUUACCCCUUACAUGUUGAUGUGCCCAGGGCUCUUCUUUCGCUGUAUCUUCUCGCCAAAUGAUACCUUAAUGCAUUGCUCUUGGAUUUCACUACAUUCAAAUCUGCAUCAUUAGCCCAAAGUUCUGUGAGCUGCUCCAUUUGAGCAUUCCACAGACAUCGUACAUCCCCAAUAUAAGAUAAGGCCCUCCCCUUGUGUUCUCUAUUAUAUUGGGUGUAUUACUAGCUACCAAGACUCUCAGGUCUGGAGAUUAGGAGAAUUAUCUUAGUUUAUCUCCCUCCCCCCACCCCACCCUUAGUUAGUUAUCUUAUCCUUCCUCCUCUGUGUAUCUGGAUCCCCCCACUUCUCUCUAUCCUUCCAUUCACUGCCCUUUUGUCCACCCCAUUUCACUAGGCUGGGGUCCUCACCUUCAUUCUCACUCUUCUCCAUCCCAUCCCCUAUUCCCCCCACCAGACUACUUAUGUGCUUAAAAGCUGAGUUGUCAUAGAUGGCGCCUCACAAUCUGCUCACAAACCUUGCCCUCCAGCACUGCUAAGACACUUUAAGUAUACACCGCUUUGUAAGAGGCUCAAAAACGUUCUGAGAACAUAAAAUAUACAGAGCCUUGCUCCCUGAAGUGUGAUUCUAAGGACCUGCUGACCUAAGGGUCUGCAUCACCCAGGAUCUUACUAAAAACCCAGACUUUCCACCCCACACCUAUAUCAGAAUUCUCAUUUUAACAAGCUCUCCAGGUAAUGUGCAUAUUAAAGUUUGAGAAGCACUGACUUAUAAAAGUCUUUUUAAAAAAAUUAAUGAGUGAAGAAAUCAGAGCUAAGGGAAAAUCUGAUGAAGCCAGAACUUUAAUAUUGAUAAAUGCCUGAAGUCAGGUGGUCUGUACUUUAUUUGGAGGGUGGAGCUGUGGAGGUAUACUGAUUUUGAAGAAGCCAGAGGACAACUGGAUGAAGUGAUUUUUAGUGUAUAUAGGUACUAAGUUUAGUCUCCCACCACCUCCUGCCUCCUUUUAUAUCACUGUGUGCAUCAAAAAACCUAAGGCCAGACUCUCCGACCUUCCUUUCCUGAGAGUGAAAGACGAAGCCUUCCUCACCUGAAGUUAGGUUAGCUGUGGCUGAGAGAUCAAAAAUGAGGCCUUUCCUAUCCCCCAACCUUUAUUCAUUCUUCCAGAUAUCACCCCUUCCAGAAAACCCACCCUCCAUGCCUGCCCUUGGUGCUGUGCACCAGGCCUUCACCCUCUGCUGUAAUUGAUUAAUGGAACACAGCUGCACCGAAAGGCACAGGCUCUGGGAUCAGAAACACUCGGGUCUGACUCCCUGGAACUCCCAGAAGAUAUGUGGCUUUGAACCUCUCUGGGUUUUAGUUUCCUCACCUGUAAAAUGUGGCAAAUAAUAGUGAUUUACUGUUUUAAACUGCUGAAAGGACCGGGUGAAUUAAUACAUGGUAGUAACGUGUGCGGUACCUCACUUGACCCCAGCGCCCAGCUGUAAACAGUGAAUAGUAAACAGCUGAGCUGCUGCAGUACUCGGCCGCUGGCCAAUGUUGGGCCUAGAGGAACUUCAGGCGUGUGAGCGCCGGACUUCUUCCAACUUUUGUUCAGCCCGGGGCAUGCUCCCUCGCGGGUAGGGCGGGACCGUCGGGUUGACUGACUGGCGGGUGACCCGCCCCGGGCGUGACGUAGUCUUGGUGGUGUUGCUGCGGCUGCACGUGGUCGACGGAGUCCUCCUCAGACUCUGCUGCGCUCCGCGCCCUCAGUACCAGCCGUUUGCCUUCCUGCUCUUCCUGCUCUUCUCGCUCGCUAUGUCCACGUUCACGAGCUGCCCGAUUCCCGGGGGCAGAGACCGGCUGCCCGACUGCUACAGCACCACGCCGGGGGGCACGCUAUACGCCACUACCCCGGGAGGCACCAGGAUCAUCUACGACAGAAAGUUCCUGCUGGAGUGCAAGAACUCACCCAUUGCCCGGACACCCCCCUGCUGCCUCCCUCAGAUUCCCGGGGUCACAACUCCUCCAACAGCCCCACCCUCCAAGCUGGAGGAGCUGAAGGAGCAGAAGGAGACAGAGGAAGAGAUACUCGAUGACGCACAAUUUGAAAUGGACAUCUAAUCCGGUGCAGAUGACCCGUGUGUGGAGUUAGAGGAAUCCCUCUUGCCACUGCUGCCACCACCUCUUCCUGGGGUAUCCAAAGGCCAGCUGGCCUCAUCUAAUCUGGAAGGGAGUGACUUGGUUCUAGGCCUCCCUUAGUUCUGAGGCAGCUAGACCAAGGAUAGGAGUGGGCACCUCGCCAAGCCCUUAGCUCUAUUUUCUCUUCCGACUAUAGGCACUCCUCUCAACCCCCAGCCUCCACACGGGCUGAGGCAGGGACUGGGGGAUGGAGUAUGUCACUGUCUGACUGCUUAGUAAAUACUGAAAGAAA
Messenger RNA from Miniopterus natalensis, 3684 nucleotides. RefSeq names its product eukaryotic translation initiation factor 4E binding protein 3 (gene EIF4EBP3). Gene Ontology annotation, cellular component: cytoplasm. Gene Ontology annotation, biological process: negative regulation of translational initiation. The record is from RefSeq and is a predicted model, not a curated record. Lineage: Eukaryota; Metazoa; Chordata; Mammalia; Chiroptera; Miniopteridae. Gene Ontology annotation, molecular function: eukaryotic initiation factor 4E binding.